Messenger RNA from Laccaria bicolor S238N-H82, 1455 nucleotides. RefSeq lists its product as uncharacterized. The transcript has 4 exons. NCBI's taxonomy places the organism in Eukaryota, Fungi, Basidiomycota, Agaricomycetes, Agaricales, Hydnangiaceae. The record is from RefSeq and is a predicted model, not a curated record. Gene Ontology annotation, molecular function: protein binding. The coding region runs from base 1 to 1455 and encodes 484 amino acids.
AUGGACGCUGACAUGGAUGGAAAGUCCUCAUUCUUGACCGGCGUUGGCAAGCUUCUAGCUGAAGGCCCAUUCGAGCUCCUCACCCACAUCCAAUUGUUUUUGAAUCCAGUCGACAUACUUGCCUUGCGGUUCACAUGUAAACAUCUUUCUGGUGCCACUCGGUCGCGGAUUGUGUGGGUGAACGCCCUCCGGAAUGUCAGCAUUGCACAGGGCGUGUUUUUGCCCAGUUUUCCGGUGGAACAAAUGUCGAAUGACGACCUGGAACAUGCAGCUCUCUCCCCUCGUCGAUUACUGGCUCGAUUUCAGAAGGCCGCCAGAGUCACACCCUUCCUCACUCGACUGUUCACACCCCAUCUUCAGGGAGGUGACCUGGGGCCGAAUUUGAUACUUGCAGUUGACCUCGUGCCCGGUGGUAGAUUCCUCGUCACCUCAAACCGUAAGGGUGAGCUCCACCUUUGGGAUAUAGGCUACAACACUGGAGGACACAUGAAAUCGUUACCUGUUGCCACUUUGGCGGCCUCUGAAGCAAGGCCCCCCCGCGUCGACCAUAUCCGACCUGGAUCAAACUCAGACUCUCUAUAUGUUUUCACAAAUGAUUGGCAUAGCAGGAUAUUUUGCUAUGAGAUAUACCCGACUUCUGAGAACCCAUGUUUCAGCCGACUAGGCACCUUGUGGUGUGAUGCCUACGACAGUCAGAUAACCAGUUCCAAAGAUUAUUUGGUUUGUUACCAAAAUGCGCGCAGAACUCUUAUAGUCUGGAAGUACGCGGCAAAAGGGCUUGGUGUCAGUUGGGUUGUUUCCCAUCAUGGACCAGAUGACCUAUGUGAGGUGUUUAUUUUCGAUAAAAAUGUGAUCACAUUCCAUACCACCGAUUUUUGCUUGUGGACAAUACCUGACCUAACACCGUUGAUCAAUGGCCAUGCGCCGUCUUUUGAACUGGAACCGAAGCUUCGUCUGGCAUACCUCUCUGUAGAUGAACAAGGGCCAAAGGUAGCUCUGCCCUCACGCUGGCUCCCGGAACUUGCGCAGAACCAGUUUGGUGUCUAUUAUGAUGAAAUUUUAACGCUAGCACUCUACCAAAUCAAAUCUGUCGAUACUUCGCAGGAGUCUGAUCUGCCAAAUAUCCUUCCCAUACAUUCCGGCUCUGUCCCGUAUCGUCAAAGUCUUGUCUAUCGUGACACAGAUGAUGCAUGGCCACUCCACAUAACAGAAGAUGGAUUUCUUCAAACAUGGAUAACAAGGGAAGGUGAUAUUGCCGUUGGCAUCAUUUUGAUACCUCGCCCAAACAUUCCCACUCAGUCCAUCGUCACAUCUUCCAUUUGGGAAGAAUCAAAUAGGUCUCACGUUCACUAUGAUUUUUGCCCAAUGGCGGGACGACUCAUUGUACGUUCCUUUGGCCUGAAUGGUCCUGAGAUCCAGAUUGUAGACUUUAUGCCCCCCAGGUCUUCCUUGUGA